Messenger RNA from Tricharina praecox, 2607 nucleotides. RefSeq names its product RNA dependent RNA polymerase-domain-containing protein. The transcript is spliced from 4 exons. Bases 1 to 2607 code for a protein of 868 amino acids. Lineage: Eukaryota; Fungi; Ascomycota; Pezizomycetes; Pezizales; Pyronemataceae. Gene Ontology annotation, biological process: siRNA processing. The record is from RefSeq and is a predicted model, not a curated record. Gene Ontology annotation, molecular function: RNA-directed RNA polymerase activity. Gene Ontology annotation, cellular component: nuclear RNA-directed RNA polymerase complex.
AUGCCUGAGGCACUCGCCGCCACCGUUUGGCAGAAGCUGAAGGAGACGAAGUGCUGGUCGAAUAAUAUCGAGCUGAGCGGAACGGUGUGGUUCGGCAAGGGCCCAGAUGCCGACUUCGGACUCACACUCAAUCCAAUCUCGCUCCGGAAAAAGAGCGGGAGGUUUGCGGCUAGGUUCGGGUCCGAUCGAUUUCUCAUGCUGAGGCUGCCCACGGUGCUGUCGAAGGAAAGAGGCGCGCAGGAGAAGCGCGAGAAUCUCCUCGAUUGGCUGGAUAAGGAGCUGAAGCUCCUCAACAGGACCUGGAGGUGCUUCUACAUCCGCGACGGCACCAAGACGAGCAAGGUUGCUGGCACCAUGGUCAAGGAAGACUUCAUCCUGGGAUACUUCUUCGCCGAGAAAGGAGUUGGGAUUGGGAACGUGUCGUAUCGGAUACUAUGUCGCAAGGAGAUGGUCCGCGACGCGUUGGUCGAGUGGCACAUGCCGCUCUCGAAGCAUCUCAAGACGUCCUUCUCCAAGGUCUGGUCGCGAAUUAGUCUAGGAUUAUCCGUAUCGAUGCCAACUGUCACUUUCCUUCCCCGCCAGAUUUCACCACUCCCGGAUAUAAUGUCGCCCACAGGCAAGGUCAUGAACGACGGGUGCGCGGUGUGCUCGCCGAAGGUGAUGCGAAUAAUCCGCGAGCGGCUGAACCUGACAGAGACGCCCACGGCGGUGCAGGGGCGUCUGGGCGGUGCCAAGGGCGUGUGGUUCGUCAAUCCCGAUGACGACGACUACUCAGAGGAGAUAUCGAUCACGUAUACCCCCUCGCAGCUCAAGUACCAGUUCCACGAGCAGGAUGAGGACGACGACAAAUGCGACUGGGCGCGCAUGACGUUGUUUGUGCUCAGUUACUCGAAGGAGCCCUCGCCAGCCGCCCUCAAUAUCCAGCUGGUGCCGAUCCUGAGCAGACAGGGCGUGCCAUUCGAGGCGUUCAAGGAGCUCAUAGAACAGCACCUGGACGAGGACCUGGAGCAGCUGCUGAAUGCGGCGUCGAACCGCGCGAGCUUGCGGCACUGGCUCGGCAGUCACGGCCUCGAGGAGCGGUACAAGAACUGGGAGAUUCCGGUGUUCGAUAGUGGCGCGCCGCUCAGCAACGAGGAGCAGAUCGCGAUGCUAUUGGAUGCUGGCUUCGAUCCUAUUGGCUGUGGAUUCCUCAUGCAGAAGCUGAAUGCCAUCGUCAGUCAGCAGUGCGAUAAACUCCUGGAGAAGCUCCAUAUAAGAGUCCCCUGCUCCGCCACGGUGUAUUGUAUUGCUGAUCCGACGGGUACCUUGGCGGAGGGUGAGGUGUCGCUGCAGUUCUCAAAGGGCUUUGUGGAUCCGAUCACCUUGACGCGGCGGGAGUGCAUAGAGGGUGAUCUGUUGGUGGCCAGAAACCCGGCUCAUCUGCCAACGGAUAUACGGAAGGUCAAAGCAGUUCUGCCGAUGCAUUCUGGCUUGCGACGGUUGAAGGAUGUCAUAAUCUUCUCCACCAAAGGCAACACCCCGCUGGCCGACAUGCUCUCGGGCGGCGACUACGACGGCGACAAGCCGUGGAUCUGCUGGGAUCGGCGGCUUGUAGCUCCAUUCCAGAACAACCGGUCGUUUGCGGCAUUCCAGCAAUGGAAGCAAGACAAGUACUUCGAGCCGUGCGAUCCCGAGAAGCGGUUUCUUUACGACCUGCACCCUACCUACCCCUCGCCCCACUUCUACAAGCAGUUCUUCCGGCGCGGCUUUGCCUCCGCGAUACAGGAGGAGCUGCUGGGACUGUGCACGACCGCGCUCAGUCGCUACACAUACUUCGAGAAGCCCGGCGAGCUCGACAAGCAGCAGAUCCACCUCGCCAAGCUGUGCAGCGUCCUGGUCGACGCGCCGAAGCAGGGCAUCCGCCCCACCAAGGAGACGGUGGACUCGAUCUACGCGCUGCUCAACAGCUUCAAGGGCAAGCCGGCGUACAAGGACCUCAGCAACGAGGAGGGCAGCCACCCAUCAGGCGACGCGGACGAGUGGUACAUCCUCGACCGCCUGAUCCUGGACGUGGGCCAGCGCAAAGUCGCGGAGAAGAAGCAGCAGUUCAUGGACCUGCAGGAGCGGCAGACGAAGUGGCCGGACGCGCACCUCUCCAAACUGUGGAACGACGUCAACAACGAGUGCCACGCGACAAGCAACAAGUCCCUGCGCCGCCUCCUCACCCGCCUGGACGAGGACCUGCACAACGUCUCGCGCGCGUGGGAGCGCGCUAUGCGCACCAACCGAGCCGGGAACUUCCGCGCCGCGGCGGAGCCCGUCUACGCGCUGUUCAAGUCGAUCCGUCCCGCGCCAGACGAGGAGAUCAACGCCGACCGCCGCAUUAAGGAGUGGUACGAUAAUGGCGAGCAUCCCUGCUCCGAGUGGCGCCUGCUGAAGGCGUCGAAGCUGUUUGUUAUCUCGUGCACCUCGAGGCUCGCUUGGUGGAUGGCCAUGCCGGAGCUGUGCUACCUCAAGGCGAGGGAGUCGACGAGGGAGCGCGGUGGUCAGGCGCCGAGGAUCGUGUGCGAUGAUAUGUACCUCAUCUUGAAGCCUGUGGCCCCCGCGCCCAGGGAUGAGGACGAUUGA